This is a messenger RNA of Laccaria bicolor S238N-H82, 999 nucleotides long. RefSeq lists its product as uncharacterized. Gene Ontology annotation, molecular function: hydrolase activity, acting on ester bonds. NCBI's taxonomy places the organism in Eukaryota, Fungi, Basidiomycota, Agaricomycetes, Agaricales, Hydnangiaceae. The coding region runs from base 1 to 999 and encodes 332 amino acids. The record is from RefSeq and is a predicted model, not a curated record. Gene Ontology annotation, cellular component: endoplasmic reticulum membrane. The transcript has 3 exons. Gene Ontology annotation, biological process: GPI anchor biosynthetic process.
AUGCGGCAUUCGUUGACGCCUGCUCUUGUCUUCCUCGUGAUAUGUCUAACAGCGCUCGCACUGGCCUCUUCGGGAGACAAGAGGACGGAGUACACAGGUUGUGUUUCCACUUGUCAAGUAGAACGUUGUAACCCCCAAACAUCCCUGGUUCUUCUCCUUUCCUUGAGGAUGACAAGAUGGACGUGCACAGACGAUUGUAAAUAUCUCUGCAUGCACGAACUAACAGAUCGGGACGUCGCGUGGGGCCACGACAUCCAUCAAUAUUAUGGGAAAUGGCCUUUCUGGAGGUUUUCAGGUAUGCAAGAGCCUGCGUCCGUCGCGUUCUCCAUGUUGAACCUCUGGGCCCAUGCGGCAGGAGGGAUGAAAAUUUGGAAAAAUGUACCGGCAUCGCACGUCAUGAGGCCGUACUACCUCAUCUGGUGCUUUGCAAGCAUAAAUGCCUGGGUAUGGUCGUCAGUUUUUCACACCCGAGUAGACACACCCAUCACCGAAAAACUCGAUUAUUUUUCUGCGGCACUUGCUAUUCUCUACGCCUUGUACUACACUACCAUUCGCCUUUUCCACCUCUACCCUGCCCCUGAACGCUCCCGGCCCUCAAACCCCGCAAAAUCACCAAUGAAUCACAAGCGGAAACUUCUAUCGAUCCUCUCCAUCUUGACAUAUCUGGGCCAUAUUUCCUAUCUAACAUUGCUACCCAGAUUCGACUAUGCUUACAACAUGGCGUUCAACCUCAUCCUGGGAGUUCUUCAUAAUAUCUUGUGGACCUUAUACCCCUCCCGUCCUAAGUCCUACCGCCCAUCAUUUGUGACAACUGCGGGUGUAUUUGUCGCUUUAACAACGCUAGCAACAUCUCUAGAGUUGUUCGAUUUUCCUCCAUGGGGGCGAAUCAUAGACGCUCACUCAUUGUGGCACGCAGUAACGGCUCCAAUCGCCUUUUACUGGUACAGCUUUUUGGUUGACGAUUCUCUUGAUCCCAGCUGGCGUGAGCACCGCGCGUAG